This is a messenger RNA of Dovyalis caffra, 408 nucleotides long. Lineage: Eukaryota; Viridiplantae; Streptophyta; Magnoliopsida; Malpighiales; Salicaceae. The record is from the annotation of a GenBank genome assembly.
AUGACUCUCCUCUGGAUUCGAAUCUACAAUUUGUCCUUCAAUAUACAAAAUCGAGCUACUGUUAAUUGUCUGGGUAGUUUCUUAGAGAUGGAUGGAGAGGAUGAACAGCUUGGAACUCUGGGUCUUACAUUGAAAUAUUGCGAGUAUGAUUUCGAUGAUGCAGAUGACCUUGAGCUUUGCAUGAGGAGUUAUGGAGAAUGGUUGCAAGCCUCACCAAGGAAGAAUCGAGCUUCUUUCAAUUCUGAUAAUUUUGGAAAUAGGGUGAUGGGUAUUAGAAAAACAUUCCAUAAGGCCAUGCAAGCUGCUUCAAGUAUGGAGAAUCCUAACAGAAAAGAAAAUGCUGACAUGGCUGCAGCUUUUAUUCAAUUCCGUGAUUUUAAGCCUACCAUGAUAAGGAAGGUGAGCUAG